Molecule: messenger RNA, 708 nt
Organism: Naegleria lovaniensis
Lineage: Eukaryota; Heterolobosea; Eutetramitea; Acrasida; Naegleriidae
Exons: 1
Coding region: 1-708 (235 amino acids)
Source: RefSeq, a predicted model, not a curated record
AUGACCAUCUCGUACGCAUUAAUUGCAGAGUGUGAAAGCCAUCCAUCUAAAAGUUCUUCUCCCUCCAUUCAAGUGGUUUCUGAAACUUCUCGUCAACGCACACUUCGAUCCAUCAUUGAACAAAAGAUUAUUCCUAAACUCGCAACUGACUCUUCAGAAUUGAAUUUGGGAUCAUCUUCCCGAAAUAAUCGACUGGUUCUCACCCAUGAAAUGUUUACGUUUUAUAUUAAACGUGAGUCACGAAACCAAAAGGAUACGUAUUAUGUCGUGAUUUCCACCCAUGAUGAACAAGACGCUGCUCUGAGCACUCGUCAUCGUGUCUGUUGGAGUAUGAUUGAGGCCAUGUCUCGUGAGUAUCAUGAAUCUAUGGAAAACAAAUCCUUUAAACCUUCAAUGGAUUUGCAAGCCUUAAUGAAAUAUCAUAACAAUCCAGAGAAUGAUAAAAUUUUGAAAUUACAUCUUGCCAUUGAAGAAGUCAAGAAUACCAUGAUGAUUAAUGUCGAUACAAUUCUGGAUAAUCAUAAAAAGAUGCAUGAAUUGAUUGUUGAAACGGAUUCAUUGAGGGAGCAAGGAGAAUUGUGGAGAAAUGGAGGAAGAAAAUUGAAAUGGUCCAUGACCAAGAGAUGGUUGAUCAUUGGAGGUAUUGCUGUUGGAACUGUUGUUAUUGGAAUUGGGCUAAUUGCUUUAAUUUUAGCUCUUGCUUUGUAA